UCAGACUUUCAGAAGUGAAAUGCCUGGAUUAAGGGAGUUAGCCAAAAUGAGGAUAAUAUGAAGACGUUUUUGGGAAAGUUGAACUGGUUCAACAGAUUGCUGGAUUUCCAUGUAGAGCACAGGACGAGAACUGGAACUCGGAAAGAUUUCGGCAAGUUAUCAGGUUGCUGAGAGGCGUGGCAAAACGAGACCACGACGAGACAACUCAUGUGAUUCACACUGAUUUAAUUACUGGUAGAGGGUUUCUGUGAAGUCAUGAGAUCAUCGUCUUCCCGUUUGUCAAGUUUUUCCUCGAAGGAUUCUUUAUGGAACCGGAUGCCGGAUCAGAUAUCUGUGUCCGAGUUUCUCUCGGAAACGACAGAGGAUUACAACUCUCCUACGACAUCCAGUUUCACCACUCGGCUGCAGAGCUGUAGGAAUACAGUUAACGUUUUGGAGGAGGCGUUGGAUCAGGACAGGACUUCACUGCAGAAGGUCAAGAAGUCAGUCAAAGCCAUCUACAACUCUGGCCAAGACCAUGUUCAGAAUGAGGAGAACUACGCCCAAGCGCUGGACAAGUUUGGCAGCAAUUUCAUCAGCCGAGACAACCCUGACCUGGGAACAGCUUUCGUCAAGUUCUCCACGCUCACUAAAGAGCUGUCUACUCUACUCAAGAACCUGCUCCAGAGUCUGAGCCAUAACGUGAUCUUCACGCUGGACUCUCUGCUAAAAGGGGACCUGAAAGGCGUGAAGGGGGACCUGAAGAAGCCGUUUGACAAGGCGUGGAAGGACUACGAAGCCAAGUUUACAAAAAUCGAGAAGGAGAAACGGGAGCAUGCUAAGCAGCACGGAAUGAUCCGGACCGAGAUCACCGGAGCGGAGAUCGCCGAGGAAAUGGAAAAGGAACGCCGUCUCUUUCAGCUGCAGAUGUGCGAGUACCUGAUCAAAGUGAAUGAGAUAAAGACCAAAAAGGGAGUGGACCUCCUUCAGAACUUGAUAAAGUAUUACCACGCACAAUGCAAUUUCUUCCAAGAUGGCUUGAAAACAGCAGACAAGCUGAAACAGUAUAUAGAAAAAUUAGCUGCAGAUCUGUAUAACAUUAAGCAGACUCAGGAUGAGGAGAAAAAACAGCUGACUGCCCUACGGGAUCUGAUUAAGUCUUCUCUACAGCUGGACCAGAAGGAGUCUAGGAGAGACUCUCAGAGUAAGCAAGGAGGCUACAGCAUGCACCAGCUACAAGGCAACAAAGAAUUCGGCAGUGAGAAGAAAGGCUACUUGUUGAAGAAGAGUGAUGGGUUGCGAAAGGUUUGGCAAAGGAGGAAAUGUUCAGUUAAAGGAGGAAUUCUCACCAUCUCUCAUGCCACAUCUAACAGACCACCUGUCAAACUCAACCUGCUCACAUGCCAGGUCAAACCUAGUGCUGAGGACAGGAAGUGCUUUGACCUCAUUUCCCAUAACAGAACAUAUCAUUUCCAAGCGGAGGAUGAACAGGAGUUUGUGAUAUGGAUCUCGGUGCUGACUAACAGUAAGGAGGAGGCGCUGAACAUGGCGUUUCGUGGGGAGCAGAGCACAGGGGAAGACAGCCUGGAGGAUUUGACCAAAGCCAUUAUCGACGACGUCCUGCGCAUGCCUGGCAACGAGGCGUGCUGUGACUGCGGAGCAGCAGAUCCAAAAUGGUUGUCCACUAACCUGGGAAUUCUGACGUGCAUCGAAUGCUCGGGCAUACACAGAGAAAUGGGAGUGCACAUCUCACGCAUCCAGUCCAUGGAACUGGACAAACUGGGAACUUCAGAACUCUUGCUGGCCAAGAAUAUUGGGAACAGUAGUUUUAAUGAAAUUAUGGAGGGGAAUCUCCCGUAUCCUACACCCAAACCAACCCCUUCCAGUGACAUGACAGUUCGUAAAGAGUUUAUAAACGCUAAAUAUGUCGACCACAAGUUUGCUCGAAAGACCUGCACCUCGGCAGCCGCCAAGAUGAGUGAACUGUUCGAGGCCGUCAGGUCACGUGACCUGCUGUCGCUCGUCCAGGUGUACGCCGAGGGGGUGGAGCUUAUGGAGCCCCUGCCUGACGGAGGACAGGAGGGAGGAGAGACAGCACUACACUAUGCAGUAAGGACAGCUGACCACACCUCUCUACACCUGGUGGAUUUCCUCAUUCAGAACAGUGGGAACCUGGAUAAACAGACAGAGAGGGGAAACACAGCUCUACACUACUGCUGUAUGUUUGAGAAACAUGAAUGCCUCAAACUACUGCUGAGGGGCAAACCUACUACAGACAUCACCAAUCAGAACGGAGAGACAGCGCUAGAUGUGGCCAGACGAAUGAGAAACAGCCAGUGUGAAGAGGCAUUGGUCCAGGCUGCUGAUGGGAAGUUUAACCCACAUGUUCACGUGGAAUAUGAGUGGAAUCUCAGACUGGAUGAAAUAGAUGAGAGUGAUGAUGAUCUGGAUGACAAGCCCAGUCCUAUAAAGAAAGACCGCUCUCCCCGGCCCCAGAGCUUCUGUCAUUCGGCCAGUCUGUCUCCCCAUGACAAACUCUCCCUGCCCGGUUUCAUUGGCCAACGGGACAAACAGAGGUUGUCCUAUACCGCCUUCACCAAUCAGCUGUACAGCGUCUCUACCGACUGCCCUUCGUCCCCUGUCGCCGACGCCCCGCCCUUGCCUCCCAGGAACGCAGGCAAAGGUAGGACAACCGCUCCCCAGUCCUCCUCCCUCUCUCCUUCCAACCCCUCCCCUGGUACGCAGACCCCCGGAGGCAGCUCCACACUGUCCAAGAAGAGGCCUCCGCCCCCUCCCCCCGGACACAAACGCACCCUGUCUGACCCCCCCACCCCGCUGUCCUACACUCCACACAGUAAAGGUGCCCUGCCCACAGGAAGUGACUCAACGCCUCCUCCCAUGAAUAAAAUGUCUCCUGUUACCAACAGAUUUGAAGGCAUCCCACAGCAGCUGAGCACUGCUUCUAACACCACAAAGUCCACCCUUGGUCCAAGGGUGCUUCCCAAACUACCUCAAAAGGUUGCAUUGCGUAAGAUUGACACCAUACAUCACCCGUCUACGGAAAAAUCCAGUCAGCCUCCAGACCCUCCCAUGUUUCAGAGGUCUCCACAAGGUUCUGACACCACCCAGAAAGUUCUGUUACCAGAUAAACCCCAACUUGGGGAGUUACCCCCCAAACCUCAACCCUCAGAUUUGCCCCCCAAACCUGGAGAACUGCCUCCUAAGCCCCAACUCUCUGACCUGCCCCCGAAACCUCAGCUGGGCGACCUACCGCCCAAACCGCAAUUAAAAGACCUACCCCCUAAACCGCACCUAGUGGACAUUCCUCCAAAACCUGAACCAGCACAGAAACCUCCACCUGGUGAGGUCGCACCCAAACCUCAGCUACAUGAAGCACCGGUGGCCAAUCAGCAAGCAGAGCCAGCUCCACAACCCGCCCAGUCCAGUGAGGACACCAACGGGAGUCCAGCAGGCGCUCCGGAGAUGCCUGUACCGUUACCCAGGAAGAUCAAUUCAGCGAAGAGUAAAGUCCGUCGCGUGAAGACCAUCUAUGACUGCCAGGCUGAUAAUGAUGAUGAGCUGACCUUUGUGGAGGGCGAGGUUAUUGUGGUAACUGGAGAGGAGGACCAGGAGUGGUGGAUCGGACACAUCGAAGGUCAGCCGGAGAGGAAAGGUGUCUUCCCCAUGUCUUUCGUCCAUAUCCUAUCUGACCAAUGACAUGUGUUCCAAAGCACUGAUGUCACUCUAAAGGCCCCUCCUGCACCACCCAGGCCACACCCACCCCAUUAUAGUAUGUGUUACCAAGGGAAGUCAAUGUAAAUAGCUGCUGAAGGAGCCUCUGUGUGUUAUAAAUGUUUUUAAGAAAAAAAGAAGACAAUAUGAAACCACAAAAUGGAACCUAACCCACUUUGUUUUAGCUACUGGGAGGUAUGGUGCGCGUACAGAGGGAAGGUAAAUAAAGUGAGUG
This is a messenger RNA of Chanos chanos (milkfish), 3946 nucleotides long. RefSeq names its product ArfGAP with SH3 domain, ankyrin repeat and PH domain 1b (gene asap1b). Gene Ontology annotation, cellular component: cytoplasm. Gene Ontology annotation, molecular function: protein binding; GTPase activator activity. The transcript has 31 exons. Gene Ontology annotation, biological process: positive regulation of GTPase activity. The coding region runs from base 256 to 3696 and encodes 1146 amino acids. The record is from RefSeq and is a predicted model, not a curated record. Lineage: Eukaryota; Metazoa; Chordata; Actinopteri; Gonorynchiformes; Chanidae.